Messenger RNA from Sus scrofa (pig), 930 nucleotides. Its product is annotated as olfactory receptor 5W2-like. Gene Ontology annotation, molecular function: olfactory receptor activity; G protein-coupled receptor activity. Gene Ontology annotation, cellular component: membrane. Gene Ontology annotation, biological process: G protein-coupled receptor signaling pathway. NCBI's taxonomy places the organism in Eukaryota, Metazoa, Chordata, Mammalia, Artiodactyla, Suidae. The record is from RefSeq and is a predicted model, not a curated record.
AGAAUGGAUAGAGGGAAUUGCUCCUCCUUGACUGAAUUCAUUUUCUUGGGCAUUUCUAAUAGCACGGAGAAUAAAGGGACCCUAGUUACCAUGUGUCUACUUGUUUACCUGAUUAAUCUUCUGGCAAACCUUGGAAUGAUCACGUUAAUUCGAAUGGACCCCCAGCUGCACACGCCCAUGUACUUUUUCCUCAGCCACCUCUCCUUCUGUGACCUCUGCUAUUCCAUAGCAAUUGGGCCCAAGAUGCUGGUGGACCUAUUGGCCAAGAGCAAGGCAAUCCCCUUCUAUGGCUGUGCUCUGCAAUUCAUGGUCUUCUGCAUCUUUGCAGAUGCUGAGUGUCUUCUGCUGGUAGUGAUGGCCUAUGAUCGGUACAAGGUCAUUAGCAACCCCUUGCUCGAUACAUUGAGCAUGUCUAGCAUGUCCCUGAACAAGGCUGGGGUUUACAUGGUGGGAAUGGCAGAUGUUUUGAUACACACGACACUAACAUUCCACUUACGCUUCUAUGGGUCUCAUGAGAUUAACCAUUUCUUCUGUGACAUUCCCCCUCUCCUACUGCUAUCUUGUUCAGAUUCACAGGUCAACGAGUUAAUGAUAUUCACCAUUUUUGGCUUCAUUGAAUUGAGUACCUUUUCAGGAGUCCUUGUCUCUUAUGGUUAUAUAAUUCUGUCUGUCUUGAAGAUCCACUCAGCUGAGGGGAAGUUCAAAGCUUUUUCCACCUGUACUUCCCACCUCAGUCUCAUGGCAAUUUUCCAGGGAACUAUGCUUUAUAUAUAUUUCAGGCCAAGUUCUUCAUACUCUCUAGAUCAAGACAAAAUGACCUCAUUGUUUUACACUCUUGUGAUUCCCAUGUUAAACCCUGUGAUUUACAGCUUAAGGAACAAAGAUGUGAAAGAGGCCCUGGAAAAACUGAAAUGCAAAAAUUGGUUUUAA